Clarias gariepinus (North African catfish) is the source of this 3269-nucleotide messenger RNA. It is a transcript of the gene epha4a, whose product is annotated as eph receptor A4a. NCBI's taxonomy places the organism in Eukaryota, Metazoa, Chordata, Actinopteri, Siluriformes, Clariidae. Bases 28 to 3021 code for a protein of 997 amino acids. The record is from RefSeq and is a predicted model, not a curated record. Gene Ontology annotation, cellular component: plasma membrane; neuron projection. Gene Ontology annotation, biological process: negative regulation of axon extension; protein phosphorylation; cell surface receptor protein tyrosine kinase signaling pathway. The transcript has 17 exons. Gene Ontology annotation, molecular function: ATP binding; protein binding; transmembrane-ephrin receptor activity.
UUCAGCGGCGCUCGCGAAUCGGCGCAAAUGGCAACGCUCGCGUUCUCCGCGGCUUGGGCUCUCGUUCUAUGGAUAUCACACACACACACAGCCUCGGGUGCGCGGGUUUAUCCUCCCAAUGAAGUGACUUUACUGGACUCGAGGACAGUGCAGGGUGAGCUGAAAUGGGUUUCCAGUCCAACAGAAGGAGGGUGGGAAGAAGUAAGCAUAAUGGACGAGAAGAACACGCCUAUCAGGACGUACCAAGUGUGCAACGUUAUGGAACCUAACCAGAACAAUUGGCUUCGGACAGACUGGAUCGCACGUGGAGCGGCCCAGCGCAUUUAUGUCGAGAUAAAGUUUACUCUGCGGGACUGCAACAGCUUACCGGGUGUAAUGGGCACGUGCAAGGAGACGUUCAAUCUCUACUACUACGAAUCCAACAAUGACAAAGAGCGAUACAUUCGUGAGAACCAGUUCAUCAAGAUUGACACGAUUGCCGCUGACGAGAGUUUUACCCAGGUGGACAUUGGAGACCGCAUCAUGAAGCUCAACACUGAGGUACGGGAUGUGGGCGUCUUGACACGCAAAGGCUUCUACUUGGCCUUCCAGGAUGUGGGGGCAUGCAUUGCCCUGGUGUCUGUGCGGAUUUUUUACAAGAAGUGCCCACUUACAGUGCGCAAUCUUGCUCAGUUUCCGGACACUACCACGGGAGCGGAUACAUCGUCGCUGGUGGAGGUCCGUGGCUCAUGUGUGGACAACUCAGAGGAGCGUGAAGUACCCAAGAUGUAUUGUGGGGCAGAUGGAGAAUGGCUGGUACCAAUUGGAAGCUGUCUUUGUAACCCAGGAUUCGAGGAGCGAGCAGGAGCAUGCCAAGCCUGUAAGAUCGGCUACUACAGAGCUUUGGCCAGUGACGCCGGCUGCUCCAAAUGUCCUCCUCACAGUUACUCUGUGCGUGAAGGUUCUACAUCGUGCACGUGUGACAAAGGAUACUUCCGUUCCGAGACGGACCCCGCAUCCAUGCCCUGCACCCAGCCCCCAUCUGCCCCUCAACACCUCAUCUCUAAUGUCAAUGAGACAUCGGUGAACCUGGAAUGGUCGGCACCGGCCUUUUCAGGGGGAAGACAGGAUCUCACGUACAACGUCGUGUGUAAACGGUGCGGCCCGGAUGGACAGAGGUGCGAGCCGUGUGGAGUCGCCGUCCAUUACACCCCCCAGCAGCUUAGCCUGAGGACCACACGAGUGUCUAUCAAUGAGCUGCAAGCACACACAAACUACACUUUUCAAGUGUGGGCGAUCAACGGCGUGUCGCCACAGAGCCCAGGGCCUGAUCAAGCCGCUUCGGUUACCGUCACCACCAAUCAGGCGGCUCCCUCUCCAGUUACCUCCAUCCAGGCCAAGGACAUCACCCGGCACGGCGUGUCGCUGGCAUGGCAGCAGCCCGAGAGGCCCAACGGCGUCAUCCUCGAGUACGAGGUCAAGUACUACGAGAAGGACCAGAACGAGCGCAGCUACCGCAUCAUGAAGACGGCGUCCCGCAGUGCCGAUAUUAAAGGCCUGAGUCCGCUCACUUCUUACGUCUUCCACGUCCGGGCCCGGACUGCGGCCGGCUACGGAGAAUUCAGCGCUCCUUUCGAAUUCAUGACCAACUCAGUUCCUUCUCCAAUUAUUGGCGAUGGCGCCAACUCCACCGUGCUCCUGGUCUCGGUUAUCGGCAGUGUGGUCCUGCUGCUCAUCUUCAUCGCCGUCUUCGUCAUCGGACGCAGGAGGAGCAAAUACAGCAAAGCCAAGCAGGAUUCUGAUGAAGAGAAACACCUACACCCAGGGGUGCGGAUCUAUGUGGACCCUUUCACGUACGAGGACCCCAACCAGGCCGUGCGCGAAUUCGCCAAAGAGAUCGACGCCUCCUGCAUUAAGAUCGAAAAGGUCAUCGGCAUCGGUGAGUUUGGCGAAGUGUGUAGCGGACGCUUGAAGAUGCCGGGGAAACGAGAGAUCUGUGUCGCCAUCAAGACUCUCAAAGCUGGAUACACGGAGAAGCAAAGACGAGAUUUCCUGAGCGAGGCCAGCAUCAUGGGCCAGUUUGAUCACCCAAAUAUCAUCCGCCUUGAGGGAGUCGUUACUAAAUGCAAACCUGUAAUGAUCAUCACUGAGUACAUGGAAAACGGGUCCCUCGAUGCCUUUCUGAGGAAAAAUGAUGGCCGCUUUACGGUCAUCCAGCUGGUCGGUAUCCUGCGAGGAAUUGCAUCAGGCAUGAAGUAUCUCUCGGACAUGAGUUAUGUCCACCGUGACCUAGCCGCCAGGAACAUUUUAGUCAACAGCAACCUGGUGUGUAAAGUGUCUGAUUUUGGCAUGUCUCGGGUUCUGGAGGAAGAUCCGGAUGCAGCUUAUACAACACGGGAAAUAAUGGGAACCUAUCAAUCGCAGGGCGGAAAAAUCCCCAUUCGCUGGACAGCACCAGAGGCCAUCGCGUACAGGAAGUUCACUUCAGCGAGCGACGUCUGGAGCUAUGGGAUCGUCAUGUGGGAAGUGAUGUCGUAUGGCGAGCGGCCAUAUUGGGACAUGAGCAACCAGGAUGUCAUAAAAGCCAUUGAAGAAGGAUACAGGCUUCCCCCGCCAAUGGAUUGUCCUGUUUCUCUACACCAGCUGAUGUUAGACUGCUGGCAAAAAGAGAGAGCCGAGAGACCCAAAUUUAGCCAGAUUGUCAAUAUGUUGGACAAAUUAAUCCGUAAUCCCAAUACGCUAAAGAGGACUGGAGCAGAAAUACCAAGACCGAACACCACCCUUCUAGAACCUAGCAGUCCAGAAUUCUCCUCUCCCCUGGGGAACGUGUCUGACUGGCUAACGGCCAUCAACAUGGAGCGCUACCGUGACAACUUCACUGCCGCCGGCUACACCACCCCAGAGGCGGUAGUGCACAUGACGCAAGAAGACAUGACAAGGAUAGGCAUCGCCUCCGCCGCACACCAGGACAAGAUCCUCAGCAGCGCGCAGGGAAUGCUGUCCCAGAUGCAGCAGAUACAGGACAGGAUGGUUCCAGUCUGAUCAGAAACUCUCCUACAACACACCUUUUUUUUUGGUCCCUUUGUUUUUGUUUUGUUUAAUUUUUAGACAUUUUUACCUCAUCCUCAUUUACGCACUUUAAAAAAAAAAAUGAAUAAAACAAGAACAAGGACGAAUGGAGAACGGCACUUUUUUUUCUCCUGGAUCACCUUUCGAAAGGAGGAUAUGUUCCUUUCCAUGGUGGUGUUAUGAAACUAUGUUCUUCAGUCACGCAUUUUGCUCCAGGAUGG